GAGAGGGAGAGAAAAAAAACAACACCCACUUUGCGACGAUGCAGGUGAGGGCGGUGUGGGAGUGCGCGGUGCUCCUGGUUUGCUGUCUGUGGGAGAGUGGGAACAGCUUCAACUCCAACGCUAUCAAGACCGGGAGCGGAGCGGCUCAGAGCCUCGGUCACCCCCCCAUCAGCAUCACCCCCCAAGUCAUCAUCUACGACAGUGUCCACCAGAACCACGCCAUUGAGCAAUUCCAGCUCCCCAGUUGUCUGAAUGACCAGGACUGCCCUCUCCACGAGUUCUGCUCGGGCUCACACACCUGCCUGACCUGCCGCAGGCGCCGCAAGCGUUGCCUUCGAGACAUCAUGUGCUGCCCUGGGAACCGCUGCAGUAAUGGUAUGUGCAUACCCAAUGAUGAGGAUGAUACCCAUGGAGAGAUAGAAGAGAUGAUCGUGGAGAGAUGGAACCACCAGGGUAAACACACUACGAUGGACACUAAGCCAAAAAGGGUGAUGACCACUGGAAGGACUCACUCUGUCAAAGGACAAGAAGGUGACAUGUGCCUUAGAUCUUCAGAUUGUUCUGAAGGGUUGUGCUGUGCCCGGCACUUUUGGUCAAAGAUCUGCAAACCCGUGCUGAAGGAAGGCCAAGUGUGCACAAAGCACAAGCGGAAAGGCUCACAUGGGUUGGAAAUAUUCCAGAGAUGUGACUGUGCCCAAGGGUUCUCCUGUCGGAUACAGCGAGGACAUAAUGGUUCCACCAAGACAUCUAGAUUACAUACCUGCCAGCGACACUGAUUCAGAGAUUGGGAACAAAGUAAAAGACCAAAAUAUCCAGGAGAAAGACUUUGGUUCAGAAAGAUCCAUCGAUAGGGAAGAUGCUUUAACGAACGUGAUGCUCCUUCAGAAUACCAAAGUGCAUUGCUUGGUUCACUUUAAAGAACUGCAUAGACUGUAAUGCUUGCAGUAAAUUACUGCAUUGUAAAUAUUUAAUGUGGCACUUAAUUUGUACAUAGACACAAAUCAGUGUUUGAGGUGCUGCAUGGUCAAUAUCAAUGUUUAGCCAGUCUUGUAAAUAUACAUCCAACAAUGUCUGAUAAUUAUUGCUUUUCAGCCUAUGUAAUACAAUUUCUAUAUUUUAACACAAAUAAAUGUUCACAAUCAACUACA
This is a messenger RNA of Callorhinchus milii (elephant shark), 1148 nucleotides long. It is a transcript of the gene dkk1b, whose product is annotated as dickkopf WNT signaling pathway inhibitor 1b. Gene Ontology annotation, biological process: multicellular organism development; negative regulation of canonical Wnt signaling pathway. The record is from RefSeq and is a predicted model, not a curated record. The coding region runs from base 39 to 776 and encodes 245 amino acids. Gene Ontology annotation, cellular component: extracellular region. Gene Ontology annotation, molecular function: receptor antagonist activity; co-receptor binding. Lineage: Eukaryota; Metazoa; Chordata; Chondrichthyes; Chimaeriformes; Callorhinchidae. The transcript is spliced from 4 exons.